AUGACAGAAGUUCAGAAACUACGAGAAAAACAAGACAAAGGAGGGUUCGAAGAAACACAUUCACAGAAAUUACAUCAUCAGGUAACUCCAGAGCUGUGUCCAGUGCAGAAAGAUGAGGAAAAGCCGCCCCAAGAGGCACCUCAAGAGACACAAUCAACUUUACUUGGAGAGUCAGCAAAGUUAAAAGCUCAAUAUCAUCGACAGCUUGCGUCGUGUAAGGAGUUGUUUCCAGAUUGGACAGAAGAGGAUAUCCUUUAUGUGAUUCAAGAGGUCUCGGGUGAUUUUGAAAUGGCAGUGGCACGUAUAUCAGAAGGACGUGUAGGGAAAUGGGGGGAAGUGAAGAAAAGAGGAAAAGAUAAAAUAAAAAAGCAAGAAUCUUUACAAAAUUCAACUUUAUCACUAGGGGGUGAUAGAACAUCCCGUGACAAGGGUCGAGACCCUAAAAAUAUUAAAAAUAAAGAAAGCUCUAGAAGACGUGGGGGUGAACGUUUAAAUGGCAUUUCAAGACGAGAUCGUCAAGCAGGAUCUGGUUCUAUAUCAACUUGGGACGCUUCUAGAAAUUCAGAAAGUCACAGAAAUUCAUUAGAUCCCUCAGGGUCUCAUCCUAAUAUGAAGUCGUCAUGGCCUUUAUAUCAACAAUCAAGAAAUUCCCUAAAAUCAUGUCAAAAUGCAAAAAAAAAUAUGAUUAAUAAAACAACAAUUGAAUAUGAUUUAAAAGAAACAAGAGAUGUUACGUGGGAGGAUUUGAGUCAUGCUAAUCAGGAUUCCAGAUCUGUAAGUGCAUGGAGCGAUGCUGCAACCAAGGCAUCAUCAGCAACAGCAGGAUGGGGAGAAACAGGGUCUUUUUGUAUUUCUAAUCUCGAAUCUCAAAGUUCAACAGUUUCAAAGCCUCGGACGAAAGUUGUUUCUUCUGGAAUUAAACCUUCAUGGGCAUCUUUGUUAAAACAAGAAUCAGCACCGGAUACACAAGAACAGCAGAUCUCACCUGUUUCAAGAACAUCAUAUAGAUCAGAUGAAAAUUAUACCAAUGCAUUUUCUAUCUCUAAAUUAACUGAAAAAAGUGAUCGUGAAAUUAUAAAUGGAGCUAACCAUGUACCUAUUGUUUCUAAGACACCCUUAACUACAUCAAAUCUAGAAUCAAUGAAUAAAGAAAAUAUAGAACACAUUGUAUCAUCGAAAAAUCUCAAAAAUUCUGUAAACAUUACAAGUCAAUCAUUAAAUAAUAAUACAGCAAGAUUUCAUGGGUUUAAUAAAUCGCAUUCUUCUAAAAGCUCUUAUCAUAGACAUUUAAACCAAGAAGCCCCCGUAGUAAUGCCAAAUUCAAAUAAUAUUUCAGAAAGAGUUGAGGUUCGCUUUGGAAGUUUGAAUCUUGCAGGUCAAGAGAAUGGCUUAUUUUUAAAUAGAGAAAAAUUAAAACAGGAAUCUAAUUCCAUGCCGCAAAGUGUUUCCAUGAAUUUUCAUACAGUAGGCCCAACUUUACAAGGAUCCCAGUCUGCAGAAACUUCAGAACAAAACGAAUUACGGCAAUCCGAGAAAAUGUAUCCAGAAUCGUCAAACUCAAUACAACACCCACAUUCAUUACCAAAUCGGAUGUCAACAGUUCCUCCGAAUCUAAACAGACCUAAUCAGCAACUAUCCGUACCUGACCAGAAACAUGGUCAAUAUGAGUCAUUUGAUCAAAAUUCGUACACUGGUUACACAAAUCAAAUUCAAGACCAAGGUUCAAAUUUUAGAAAUUUUUCUGUUCAUGGUGAAUAUCAAGGUUUUUAUGGAUCUGAUGAUCCAAGAUCGCAUUUUGCACAAGGGUAUUAUGAUCCUUCAACAUUUCCUCGUGGACAAUUAUCCAACACCGUUAUGCAUAGAGAUGCAUCUAAUAUUGCAAAUGAAUAUAUUCAGUCAUCUAGAUUUAAUACGUGUGUAUCAGAAGGAUCAACUAUUCCUUCUCAACAAGAUAUUUCUGGCCCUGUUAUGCCUAAACAUGUAUCGACUAAUCCCAAUACUGUUCCUCAGCAUCAUUCAUCAACACAAGGUCAUUACCCUCAAACACAAACUUACCCAAUCCAUCCAUAUUACAAUCCUUAUGCAGCGUACUAUAUGAAUCAAUAUGGUUAUGGAAAUUAUCAUUAUGCAAAACAAGAUGUAUAUAGUCAAUCACAACAUGACUAUCCUAGACCCUAUAACGAAAAUUCAUAUGUUGGUUCUGAUCCAAGCGGGAAAUUCAAUGAGCAUCGUGCAGAUAUAACACGACCUACUAAUAUUGCCAAGUCUCGAGAAUACUCCAGACCUAAAUCACUAAGCUCGGGUCCUAACCAAACAACCCAGUGGCCUUCGCAGCAAAAAACUUCCACUGCCACUAAUUCUCUUGAAUACAACAAUGAAAAAAUUAAUCCUCUGUCUCAUCAAGGAAAUCAUCUACAAGUACAAAAUUUCCAACAACAAAGCCCAAUUCGACCAAUAUAUCCUGGAUCCUCUCAUACAUAUCCUCCACAUUUAGCACAAUCAUCACAACAGCCUCAUUAUCAAGGAACAUCCACUACGCCUGCCACUUCAAGUGCUCCCACUACUACAGGAAUCCCUGCACCAUCAGGAGCACUAAAUACACCAGUACAAUCAACAGCAACUGCACCUCCAUCAACAUAUUCUAUUCGCAAUCAUAACAUUAGAUAUCAUGGACCAUAUCAGCCUUUAUUAAACCGUCAAGACCAUUCAAAUGUCGCAUGGACUAACUACGCCUCUCAUUAA
Pneumocystis jirovecii RU7 is the source of this 2742-nucleotide messenger RNA. RefSeq lists its product as uncharacterized. Gene Ontology annotation, cellular component: cytoplasm; nucleus. The record is from RefSeq and is a predicted model, not a curated record. NCBI's taxonomy places the organism in Eukaryota, Fungi, Ascomycota, Pneumocystomycetes, Pneumocystales, Pneumocystaceae. The transcript is spliced from 6 exons. The coding region runs from base 1 to 2742 and encodes 913 amino acids. Gene Ontology annotation, molecular function: ubiquitin binding.